This is a messenger RNA of Nipponia nippon (crested ibis), 717 nucleotides long. The record is from RefSeq and is a predicted model, not a curated record. Lineage: Eukaryota; Metazoa; Chordata; Aves; Pelecaniformes; Threskiornithidae.
GAACGCAACGCCUGCGAACGUGGCGGUGGAAGCCGUCUGAGCAACGCGUGACCUCCUAGGAUCGCAUCUGGAGAGCUCUCGGUGCUCUUCCAGCUUCGGAAACGGGAGGGAGAGACACCGCAGAUGAAUACCCAUUCCCUCGCUAGCCUCCAGAGUGGCCAGCGAGCGGAAGAUAGUCUGCUACACAUGCUGUGAGUGCAGUAACACAUCGCCUUUGUGUCGGGUUUCCCUUCUCAUACCGGUCCUGUUUCUCUUAGGCACCAUGCCUGCCCUCAGACCUCUCGUGAAACCUAAAAUCGUCAAGAAGAGGACCAAGAAGUUCAUCCGCCAUCAGUCUGAUCGCUAUGUCAAGAUCAAGCGCAACUGGCGUAAACCGAGAGGUAUUGAUAACAGAGUUCGCAGGCGGUUCAAGGGCCAGAUCCUGAUGCCCAACAUUGGCUAUGGUAGCAACAAGAAGACAAAGCACAUGCUGCCCACGGGGUUCAGAAAGUUCCUGGUCCACAACGUCAAAGAGCUGGAAGUGCUCAUGAUGAGCAACAAGUCGUACUGCGCAGAGAUUGCUCACAACGUGUCUUCCAAGAACCGGAAGGUAAUCGUGGAGAGAGCCGCUCAGCUCGCCAUCAAGAUCACCAAUCCCAAUGCCAGACUGCGCAGUGAGGAGAAUGAAUAAACCAGCUUCUACAUCCAAGAUGUAUUUAAUAAAGUGUAAAAACGAAC